Molecule: messenger RNA, 2400 nt
Organism: Electrophorus electricus (electric eel)
Lineage: Eukaryota; Metazoa; Chordata; Actinopteri; Gymnotiformes; Gymnotidae
Gene: cdc20
Product: cell division cycle 20 homolog
Biological process (GO): positive regulation of anaphase-promoting complex-dependent catabolic process; anaphase-promoting complex-dependent catabolic process; positive regulation of ubiquitin protein ligase activity
Cellular component (GO): anaphase-promoting complex
Molecular function (GO): ubiquitin ligase activator activity; anaphase-promoting complex binding; protein binding
Source: RefSeq, a predicted model, not a curated record
CGUAGUUUUAUGGUAGAACUCCUCCAAACGAGUCACCGAAUCAUCUUUAAGGAUUUUGAAUGGCUGCCAUAGUAACAAGCGAAACUAUUUUGAAUUCACCAAUCACAAUAGUGCAUUUCAGUCAUUUAAACUCGUCUCAAAGUUCUGAAGCGAUCUUUGAAUUUGCUUGCUAACAGUAUUCACCUGGUUUCUGAAAAACUUUCUCUUUUGAACAUCGAUUUCAAUCGAAGGCAACAAGCACGAAAGGUUAUAAACUGGAAUUUAUCAGGGGCUGCUACAGUACUGCGAUAUAGCGUGUUUUGGGUUUUGCUGGUUCAUCGUAGUAGGCCAUGUCCCACUUUGGUUUCGAGAAUGAUAUUCACAGCGUUCUUAAACUGGACAUGCCAAUCACAAAUGCUCCAAUGGCAAGGUGGCAGAGGAAAGCCAGCACGUCGACGUCCGCUAACACCAGCGCCUUAUCACCGAGCAAAAGUUCAAAUCGGUCGAUAAGCAUGUCCAAAACCCCUAGCAAAACUCCAGGGAAGAAUGGCAAAACACAAAACACUCCCUCUAAGGCUGGAGGAGAUCGGUUUAUCCCCAUCAGAAAUGCCAAACAGAUGGAUGUGGCAAGUUUUCUCUUGUCUAAAGAGAAUGAGCCUGUGGAGGAAGGCGUGUCCUCGUCUGCAUUCAUGCAGAAGGCUUGGUCUGUAACACUAAAUGGAUUUGAUCUGGAGGAAGCAAAGAUAUUGCAUUUGGGAGGAAAGCCGCUUAAUGCCCCUGAAGGUUACCAGAAUAACUUAAAAGUUCUCUACAGCCAAGUACCCACACCUGUCUCAAUCAAGAAGACACGGUAUAUUUCUUCAGUCCCAGAGCGUAUUCUAGAUGCUCCUGAGCUCCGCAAUGACUUCUAUCUGAACUUGAUGGACUGGGGCAGGCAAAACCUGAUGGCUGUUGCCCUUUCUGAACAAGUGUAUUUGUGGGAUGCUGCCAUCGGUGACAUCAUCCUGCUGAAGAAGAUGGAGGAGGAGAAUGGCUUCGUAUGCUCAGUAUCAUGGAGCAAUGAUGGAAACUUCUUGGCCAUUGGAACUAGUGACUGCAAAGUAGAGCUCUGGGAUGUACAGUACAAGAAACGUCUACGCAGCAUGGCUGGGCACCGUGCUCGAGUUGGGUGUUUGAGCUGGAAUGACCACAUCUUGUCUAGUGGGUCCAGGUCUGGGCUGAUUCACCAGCAUGAUGUCCGUGUAGCAGACCAUCACCUGUUCACACUGAGGGGCCACUCACAGGAAGUCUGUGGGCUCACCUGGUCUCCAGAUGGGCGGUAUUUGGCCAGUGGUGGCAAUGACAACACAGUGAAUAUUUGGCCUGGUGUGCAGGGUGGGACCCAGCAGCUUGCAGUGCAUUCCUUUAGUGAACAUCAAGGAGCGGUCAAGGCUUUGGCCUGGUGCCCCUGGCAACCAAGCAUACUGGCAUCAGGAGGGGGUACCAGUGACCGUCACAUCCGUAUCUGGAACGUGAACAGUGGCUCCUGUGUCAGUGCAUGGGACACUCAGUCUCAGGUGUCAUCGCUUGUGUUUGCACCAAACUACAAGGAGUUGGUUUCCGGUCAUGGUUUUGCACAUGACAAGAUUUUUAUCUGGAAAUAUCCCUCACUUGCUAAAGUUACAGAGCUUGAAGGUCAUGACGGUAGGGUUCUGAACCUGGCCCUCAGUCCCGAUGGCUCUACAGUGGCAUCCAUUAGUGCAGAUGAAACGAUCCGACUAUGGAAGUGUUUUGAGAAAGACUCUUCCAAAAAGGCCAAAGCCCCCACCAGCAGCAGCAGCAUUAUCCAGCAACACAUCCGAUGAACGGUGCCAUUUUAAUGGUUUUAUAAACGCAUAAAUUAUGUACAAAGUAAUGGUUUUAAUAACUUGGAAAUAAAGAUUUUGCAUCAUUUCAUUUUCAAUUCAUGGUUCUGGAUUUGAAGAUCAAAGAAAUUUGGGUACUUUUUAAAUUUUUUUUAUGGUUUUUGAUUUGGUGCCAGCAUCUGAAAACUGGAUUUUUACACUUAAAGGGGGGAGUUUAAAAUGCAGGACCAGUGCUUAAUGUAGUGUUUUGUUUGAGAACAAAUUUAGAUUUGGUGUGUUUUUGACUAGCAAUACCAAGUCUGAGUACUUUUUUUUUUUAGCACCUACGUAUUGCCAUCUACAGCAGGGUUUAUCAGCCCAGUUUUGGGGGCCAUUUAUAGGGUUCUCAUUUAUGCGCUCAGGCAUACAUUUUUCUUGAUUUGUCUUGUUCAGCUAUGGGAUGGACACCAGAAACAUUUGUUGACUAGGUGCAUGCUUUGUAAUGAAGUGCAGCCUUUAGGGUUUAUCAUGCUGUACUUUGUGUCUUUUGAUCUUAAAUUUGUAACACUGUGUAUUUUUGAAAUGUGGUACAUUGCCU